CGGGCGCAGCUGCAGGCGGCCAUCAGGUGUUCUGCUCACAUGGUAGAAGCAGAUGUUCUUCUUCGGGGUGGCCAGGGAGGAAACRGUGACCCUAUCAUGGCUCAUCCACCUGAAACAGACAGUGACAACACGUUGCAGGAAUGGCUCGAAGAGAUUGUGAAGACAAACAAGGGCAUCAAGCUGGAUUUUAAGAGCCUGGAAGCUGUGCGGCCCUCGCUGCAGCUCCUUGGGCGCCAGAGGCAGCGCUUGAGGCGCCCCGUGUGGCUCAACGCGGACGUCCUGCCGGGGCCCAACGGCAGCAGCACCGUGGUGGAUGCCAGGGGCUUCCUCGACGCCGUCACGGCCUCCUGUCCGGAUGUGACCCUGUCGCUGGGGUGGUCGACUGGCUGGCAGCCUGCAAGGCAAAAUAGAGGCUAUGACUGGAUGAUGGUGAAAGAAAUGGCUCAGAUAUGCAGUACUCUUUCUCAGCCUGUAACUUUCCCUGUAAGAGCAGCCUUGGUUCCACAGUCGCUGUCUGAGCUCUGCUGGUUGUUGCAACAGUCAGACAGAUAUAGCCUCACUGUUUGGACAGGAAAGCAAGAUGAGUAUUCUGUAGAAGAUUUGCUGCAUGUACGAGAGCACUUCGACAAAAGUAGGGUGUAUUAUGAUAUCCUAGAACCACAAAAUUCGGAAUUCAAAAAAGCCAUAGGAAUAGAAUAUUAAAUGUGAUGCUAGCAAACUCUGAUGUCUGUCUUGAAUGUGAAAGUUUCUUUUUCAAGAGRAUGUUUGGGAUAUUUUCUUCCCCAAUUGUAUAGAAAGUAUCCAUGGAUAAUGAUUCCUUUGUAAUAAUACUUUAAAGGCUAUUCAGCUGGAAAAAUAAUGCCUUCUUUCAUAGGUGAGAAUGGUUAUUUGCUUAUCAUAUGCAUGUUCCCUCUYCUUCGUCCAGUAUCAAGUAGCAAAGACAACUCAUGUUCCUUAAAACCUUGCAGCAUGCAAGAACAUUUGCAAGUAUCUGAARUGAUAUGAUACUGGCCCCAAGGUGAUGUUGGUAAUUUGCUAUCAACUGCUGAUGUGCAAGCAGAGUGCGUGAGACAUUCUGUCUCUACCAAAGACCAUAUUUUUAUCUUUUGUACAGAAGGACAAAAGAAACAAGACUAGUAAAUACACCAGAAUGCAUGUCCUGAAGGAGCUGCUUUGUAACUUAUCUCGAUACCACUGUAUUUUUAGUGCUGUCAUAAUUGGUGAUGUUCUCACCCCAUGUCAAGAGAAGACUGUUUGCCAGCUGUUCCUGGUGGGAUCCGUGGUGAUCUACUUUGUGCCCGUGCUGGGCAGAAAGUGGUUGCUUGCACAGAAUUAGCACUAAAUCCGUUCUGUGCAGUGCAGUCCUCAGGCGUUUCACAUGCUGGCUUCCCACCAUUGAAAGAGCUUGUGAGGUGGAGAAGUGUUGACUGUUCUUUCAACUGAAUGC
Nothoprocta perdicaria is the source of this 1447-nucleotide messenger RNA. RefSeq names its product family with sequence similarity 151 member B (gene FAM151B). The record is from RefSeq and is a predicted model, not a curated record. Lineage: Eukaryota; Metazoa; Chordata; Aves; Tinamiformes; Tinamidae. Bases 40 to 702 code for a protein of 220 amino acids. The transcript is spliced from 5 exons.